Molecule: messenger RNA, 1796 nt
Organism: Paramisgurnus dabryanus
Lineage: Eukaryota; Metazoa; Chordata; Actinopteri; Cypriniformes; Cobitidae
Gene: capslb
Product: calcyphosine-like b
Molecular function (GO): calcium ion binding
Source: RefSeq, a predicted model, not a curated record
UAUAGCAUUUUUUCAUGUGGGUAAAUAAUUUGUUAGGAUUUUUUCCAUACUACUGUUUCAAAGUAAGCACGUUGGUUUUAAUAACUGUGUACUUCUCAUAUAAAUUAUUAGGAACAAAAUUUGUGUAACUUUAAUGUUGACUUUGGCUGUAUCACUGUUGUUCAACAUCAUUAAAACGCGUUUGCACGGAGCGGUGACAGUGCAAACAACUGCGUUGUAAACGGCUUGUACCCCUGUAGCGAUUCUGACCAAUCAUAUCGCCGAAUUCGUCUCUAUGGAAACAGCGGAACGCUCAAGCAGGAAAAGCUAGCAGCGCUACAGAAAUCCAAGUUAAGAUGGCAGGGACAGCAAGGCAUGAUCGAGAGAUGUCAAUAAAUGCCAAAAAGCAGCUGGCGGGGUGUACAGACCCCAUUGAGCGUCUGAGGCUGCAGUGUUUGGCACGAGGAUCCGCGGGCAUCAAGGGACUGGGCAGGACUUUCCGAAUCAUGGAUGAUGACAAUAAUCGUACACUGGACUUGAAGGAAUUCCUGAAAGGAUUAAAUGACUACGGUGUGCUCAUUGAGAAAGAAGAGGCGCUAAAUCUUUUCCAGCAGUUUGACAGGGAUGGCAGUGGAUGCAUUGAUUUUGAUGAGUUUCUGAUCACACUAAGGCCACCCAUGUCUAAUGCCCGAAAGGAGGUGGUGUUACAAGCGUUUAAAAAAUUGGAUAAGACUGGAGAUGGCGUGGUUACAAUUGAGGAUCUGAGAGGAGUAUACAAUGCCAAAAAGCACCCUAAAUAUCUAAAUGGCGAAUGGACUGAGGAUCAAGUAUUCCGAAAAUUCCUCGACAGUUUCGAUUCCCCAGAUGACAAGGAUGGACAGGUCACAAAAGAGGAGUUUUUGAAUUACUACUCUGGUGUGAGUGCCUCCAUUGACACAGACGUCUACUUUAUAGUAAUGAUGAGAAACGCAUGGAAGCUUGACUAAACAGCUAUUUUAGGGUAAACAACAAAAAUGGAUCCAUCUUCAGCAAAAGCAGUGAAUCGGAUGCAGUCGAAAAACUUCUUAAAUUAUGUCUUGUCUCUGUCAAACUGUUGGUUUAAAUUCUUACAAUGUAUAAAGGGCAGCAUUAAACUCUAUUAUUAUUUUGGCCUCAUUCAGAAUAACUAAUGUAUAUAUUGCAACACUAUGUUAGUUAAUGAGGGUUGUAAUGUUCCAUUAUAAAAUAAUAGUUGAAUAAAAUAAUAAUGUGAUUUCGGUAUUAUAUUAGAUUAUAUUAAUCUGUUUUGUCAUUGUGCAAAGUAUAAGCACAAAGUCAAAGAAAUCCAUGUUCAGUAAAUCUAAUUUUUAAGCAAUCAUAUUAUUUAGCUAUUAUUUAAUAUGUAACAUCAUUCAGUUUAAAGCAACUAGAACAGUUUUGACAGAGUCAAGUCUUAAAAUACGGUGUACGUUUGGUGUCUAACAGCUAUUAACUGGGGUUUUUUGGGAAUCUAUCUCAUACAAUCAAAUCAUCAGACAAUUACUAAUACCACAACAGUGUUUCUCACUGCAGACAAGCACCUGCACUGACUGGUCUAUUCUAGAAUCAGCCACAUCAUCUAAGAUAAACAGGUGGUGUGGUAUUGUUCCUAAGCUUCUGCUCUUCUUUAUUUGGCUGUCUUUUGCACCUGCUUGGAUCUCCGUGUGAGAAACACUAACUUAAAAACAAAUGAAAUCUAUUAUUAAUUCACACAAAAUACCUUUCUGUCUUUCGGAAUUAUCCUUUGGGCUCGGCUUUCGGUUUGUGCUUUUGGGAAUCAGGGUGUCUGUUAGGACUAC